AUAGUGGGACAACGUGACAACAGAACCUUCCUCCUAGCAGUCAUACUGUAGUAGAACGACAGGAAACGCUUGGUUUCUUCUGCACCAUUCUGCUUCCGUAGGUGUACUGAUAGCACCCUACCAUCUACUAAACCUGCCAACCAACCUUCAGUUUCCAUCACCUCUCCUUCCACCUGCAGAGAGAGAGAGAUAGAGAAAAAGAAAUCACCUUAAGAAAGGGAGAGAAGGCAGUUAUCAUGGAUACGAGGAAGCACCUGUGUUCCCUGGCCCGUAUGUUGCUGCCUGCCCUGGGCUUUGUCCUCAUCUGUGUGGGGGCCUACCUGAUGUCCCUCCACAAUGUCUACAACAGCUCCCUGUGUUACAUCCUGGCCUACGUCCUCAUUGCCUUUGGCUUGUGUUGCCUCCUCACCGGGGUCUUCUGGACCAUCUGCCAUGGCAUGAAGAGGAAGAGGCAGAGGAGCAGGAGCCACCACACCACUGCACACAUCCAUGUCUACACCGUUGACAGACCCAGCUUCCACCUUCCUUCAUAUGAGGAGUCUCAGCACAACCACACCUCUGCCUUCUCUGCUACUGCAGCUGCAGCUUACUCUGUGCUGGGGCUCUCUGAAGACGGCCUGAGGUUCAAUCUGCCCCCCCCUCUGUACACCCAGGACAUCUCUGAGGCCCCAGACGACACCUUCAACCAUGAAGAACCACCUGCUUACUCUGAGAUGGCCAUGCAGCUGCACAGGGAGCCACAGGGGCUUCCACAGCAACCAGAACAUUCCGGUUUGGACAGAGUUCCAUGUCCUGAGCUGGAUGGUCGAUAGGUGGUGGACUCUGGAAGGUGAUGACAUCACCUUUGUGUACUGUUUAAAACGAGUGUCUCCCUGCCUGACCUUUGACCUCCGAUCUUUCAGGAGAUGUAAACUACAUGGCCCUUUCUGCUCAGAGAGAGGUUUUCUGGAGAACGGAGACAGGUGGGAGUGAUAGCUAGGAAUGAGACUGUCUUGAGCUUUUGCUGAGACCUGAGAUACUAUGUGACUGAAAACAUCUUUGCUGUUUCACAUGUGGCUGAACGGUAGUAACCAAUAGCAACAGGUCGUACAGUGAGCUACAGGUUGAUCAAGACAAAUGUCUACAGAAUGCUAGUGAAGAAUAACAGUCUAGGUAUGGAUGUCUCUAUAAAUCUGAUGCACUUUAAAAAACAAAGACCUACUUGUUUUUGCUCGUUGUUGGAUGUGACUGAGUGCAGUAUUGGAACACUAUAUAUACAAAAGUAUGUGGACACCCCUUCAAGUUAGUGGAUUUGGCUAUUUCAGCCACACUUGUUUCUGACAGGUGGAUAAAAUCAAGCACACAGCCAUAGGAUGUCAACUUUCCAACAAGUCAGCUGCUCAAAUGUCUUCCCUGCUAGAGCUUCCCCAGUUAAAUGUAAGUGCUGUUAUUGUGAAGUGGAAAUGUCUAGGAGCAACAACGGCUCAGCCGCAAAGUGGUAGGCCACACAAGUUCACAGAAUGGGACCACCAAGAGCUGAAGCGCAUAGCUACCAAGUUCCAAGCUGCCUCUGGAAGCAACAUCAGCACAAGAACUGCUCAUCGGGGGCUUCAUGAAAUGGCUUUCCAUGGCCGAGCAGCCGCUCACAAGCCUAAGAUCACCAUGCGCAAUGCCAAGCGACGGCGGGAGUGGUGUAAAGCUCGCCGCCUUUGGACUCUGGAGCAGUGGAAACGUGUUCUCUGGAGUGAUGAAUCACACUUAACCGUCUGGUAGUCCAACGGACAAAUCUGGGUUUGGUGGAUGCCAGGAGAACGCUACCUGCCCCGAAGCACAGUGCCAACUGUAAAGUUUGGUGGAGGAGGAAUAAUGGUCUGGGGCUGUUUUCAGGGUUCCUAGCAUACAAUGACAUUCUAGACGAUUCUGUCCAGUUGAUACUUUCUCCACAUUCAUGUACUUUUCACAACAAUCAAACUCAUCAAUAAAAGAGGGGCUGAAGAUUUAAGUCUCAGAUUACGUAACUUGAUAAACACACACACACCCAGCCUCUAUUUGGCUCAUUCAAACCCUCUGCCCUCCACUGCAACACACACAGCCUCUAGUCGGCUCAUUCAAACCCUCUGCAACACACCCAGCCUCUAGUCGGCUCAUUCAAACCCUCUGCAACACACCCAGCCUCUAGUCGGCUCAUUCAAACCCUCUGCAACACACCCAGCCUCUAGUCGGCUCAUUCAAACCCUCUGCAACACACCCAGCCUCUAGUCGGCUCAUUCAAACCCUCUGCACUCCACUGCAACACACGCAGCCUCUAGUCGGCUCAUUCAAACCCUCUGCUCUCCACUGCAACACACGCAGCCUCUAGUCGGCUCAUUCAAACCCUCUGCAACACACCCAGCCUCUAGUCGGCUCAUUCAGACCCUCUGCUCUCCACUGCAACACACGCAGCCUCUAGUCGGCUCAUUCAAACCCUCUGCUCUCCACUGCAACACACCCAGCCUCUAGUCGCUCAUUCAAACCCUCUGCAACACACGCACCCUCGGAGUGUGGUGUCAGGAAAAUAACCUCACACUCAACGUCAACAAAACUAAGGAGAUGAUUGUGGACUUCAGGAAACAGCAGAGGGAACACCCCCCUAUCCACAUCGAUGGAACAGUAGUGGAGAGGGUAGCAAGUUUUAAGUUCCUCGGCAUACACAUCACAGACAAACUGAAUUGGUCCACUCACACUGACAGCGUCGUGAAGAAGGCGCAGCAGCGCCUCUUCAACCUCAGGAGGCUGAAGAAAUUCGGCUUGUCACCAAAAGCACUCACAAACUUCUACAGAUGCACAAUCGA
This is a messenger RNA of Oncorhynchus nerka (sockeye salmon), 2810 nucleotides long. RefSeq names its product transmembrane protein 252. The coding region runs from base 237 to 812 and encodes 191 amino acids. NCBI's taxonomy places the organism in Eukaryota, Metazoa, Chordata, Actinopteri, Salmoniformes, Salmonidae. The transcript is spliced from 2 exons. The record is from RefSeq and is a predicted model, not a curated record.